Messenger RNA from Tribolium castaneum (red flour beetle), 1332 nucleotides. RefSeq lists its product as uncharacterized. The record is from RefSeq and is a predicted model, not a curated record. The transcript has a single exon. NCBI's taxonomy places the organism in Eukaryota, Metazoa, Arthropoda, Insecta, Coleoptera, Tenebrionidae. The coding region runs from base 59 to 1291 and encodes 410 amino acids.
AAAUAAAUUCAGUCAUUGUCUUGUUCGUUAAAAAACACCACGCGCACUUAGUGUCACCAUGGCGCUUCAAGAACCAAAAUUCACAAAAUCUGAUUGCCAAAAAAUAAUUUCGGCGAAACUCGGAAACGAAAAUUUCGCUCUGGUCGACUUCAAAGAAAAACCGUUUGGGAAAAUUCGCGGUUUUUUGGGCGACCAUUCCACUCUUACAAUCACAACCAAAUCGAAUGGAACUGGCGAAGAGCACAAAUUUUUCGUCAAGUCGCUACCGCGGGUCGCCUCCCAGCGAAAUUUCGUUUUGGAAGUGAACGGAUUUUUCAAAGAGCAAGGUUUUUUUACCAAAUUCUGCGACCUGGUAAAAGAACACUCAAUCAGCAGCCUUUUGGACAACACAAUCCCAACUUGCUACUUAAUCAAAGACGACAAAUUUGUUUUCGAAGACUUGUCAACGAAAAACUACACUACUUUGCCUUCACGUGAGUGCUUAAGUCUUGACUGUGUCAAAUCGGCCCUCACAAGUUUGGCAAAAUUGCACGCCACUGGACUUAUCCUUGAAGAAAAAACCUCGUGCAAGUUGAACGAAAAACUGGCGAAGGAACUCGCUGAAGCCUUUUAUUCCGAUGUAGAAUCGGUGAGGACUAGCAUGGAAGCGUACAAAACUGGCGCUAAUGCCAUCAUUGACCUCUCACACGAGCCCACAAUGAAAAUUUCCAGCGGGUGGUUGAAGCAAAAAGUGAGCGAAGUUCUGGACUUGCAGAAAUUGUAUGUGACACCGUCGAGAAGAUUCCGCAACACGAUUUGUCACGGGGAUGUUUGGACGGGGAAUUUUAUGUUCAAAAUGGAACAAAAAUCGAAAAAUUGCGUCCUUGUUGAUUUCCAGGCCUGUAGAUAUGGACCCCCAGCACAGGAUGUUAUGGCUUUUUUACAUUUGACCACUAACAGGGACUUUAGGGAUAAACAUCGAGAAGAAGUGCUGGGGUUCUACUAUAAGGAACUGGACGCGAGUUUGGACAAGUUUGGGCUUAAAAAUCUGAUUACGAGGGAAGAGUUUGAUGAAAGUUGCCGCUUUUAUAAACGUUACGCUAUGGUUCAAGCUGUUUUGCUUUUCCAAAUUGUCGUAAUGUCUGAAGAAGUCGCACGUGAACUGUUUGCGAAUCAAGACAAAGUCCUGUCGGUGUUUUUCAAAGAGAAAUACGAUUUUAUUACUGAAGUUUGUCAAAAGGACCAGAUUUUUAGGAAAAUGAAUUUUGAGGCCAUUGCCGAGCUUAGAGAAUUUUUUGAGGGUCAAAUGUAACGUGAAAUAAUUGUCAAAAUAAAUUUAUUUCCUACAAAUAA